Molecule: messenger RNA, 1890 nt
Organism: Cucurbita maxima (winter squash)
Lineage: Eukaryota; Viridiplantae; Streptophyta; Magnoliopsida; Cucurbitales; Cucurbitaceae
Product: probable aminotransferase ACS10
Exons: 4
Coding region: 149-1798 (549 amino acids)
Biological process (GO): biosynthetic process; amino acid metabolic process
Molecular function (GO): pyridoxal phosphate binding; L-aspartate:2-oxoglutarate transaminase activity; aromatic-amino-acid:2-oxoglutarate transaminase activity
Source: RefSeq, a predicted model, not a curated record
AAAAAUAUUUUGGAAAGAAAAUGUUCGAAUAAUUCAACUUUGUUCCGCCAGGACUCUGCUCGUCUGUCGGGUGCCGGGGAAACGAAGUCCCUUGUGCCAUCUUGGCGGCGGUUUCUCUUCGGUUCCGGCGAAUUGAAAUGACUCUGCAAUGACCCAGAAUCGAUUAUUCCGGACGCGUAAUUCUAAACCUGACGAAGAAGCAGAAUCCGCCACAAGCUGUGGUGGAAGAGCCGCCAUGAGAGUCGUAGUACCUCUGCAAAGCGUCGUUCAAGGAAGAGGCGGUGUUGUUUUGGGCUCUGUUAUACCGUGCGUUCUUUUCUACUUUCUUCAACUCUACUUGAAACGAAAUCGGUCAGACCAGACCCGGGACUCGCCGCCGUCGCCGGAUGCGGAUUCUUCGGGGAACUCAUCGCUGUCGUCGAGUAAUCAGUUAGUGGAGCUCACUGUGCUGCCUCGAACAUUGUCUCGGACCUUCCUCUCGCCGAGGUCGAGCGGGCAUGUUUGCGUUUCGGGUCGGGCUAAUUCGAUUGCUAGAAUUGGGGAUUCUUCGAUUUUCGUUGGAAUGAGGAGGUUCUUGGAGGACUCAUUUGACGAAUUCGAUAAUCCGACAGGGAUUAUUCAGCUAUCUGUUGCUGAGAAUAAGUUAUCCUCCGACUUGGUGCAAAAUUGGCUGACGGAGAAUGGAAGGGAUGCUAUAUUUGGAGGAGGGAAUCAUAAUGAGCUGAGUGUAGCAGGGACUGUUAGUUACCAGCCUUCAGAUGGAUUGCCGGAUUUGAAACUGGCUGUGGCAAGUUUCAUGUCUCAAGUUGUAGGGAACUCUGUCUCAUUCAUCCCUUCACAAUUAGUAUUAACAACUGGAGUGACCUCUGCAAUUGAAACACUUUGCUUUUGCAUAGCUGACCCAGGACAAGCGUUUCUCGUUCCAACGCCAUAUUACCCGGGUCUUGACAACGAUGUAAAGUGUCGAACUGGGGUGGAGAUCGUACCAGUUCCAUGCUGCAGUGCCGAUAACUUCAGUUUAAGCACAACUUCUCUUGAUCGAGCGUUCCACCAGGCAAGGAAUCGCGGCCUUAAAGUUCGUGGAAUUAUAAUCUCAAAUCCUUCAAUUCCAGUUGGAAACCAGCUACAAAGAGAAACACUCUACAACCUUUUGGAGUUUGCUAGGGAGAAAAACAUCCAUAUAAUAUCAAAUGAAAUACUUGUAGGAUCAACUUAUGGAAGUGAAGAAUUCGUGAGCAUGGCUGAAAUGAUCGACUUAGACGAUAGCGAUCAAGACAGAGUACAUAUUACAUAUGAUCUAUCUGUAGACAUGUCACUUCCUGGUUUCAGAGUUGCUGCAAUCUACUCUUCGAACGAAAAUAUCCUGGCUGCUGGUAGAAAACUGGCAAGGUUCUCAUCUGUUUCUUCCAUAACCCAGAACCUCCUUUCUUCUAUGCUCUCAGAUAAGCAAUUCAUCCAGAGGUUCAUUCGGAUCAGUCGAGAGAGGCUUGGAGAAAUGAAUCGUAAAUUUGCUGCAGGCCUGAAGGAACUCGACAUCAAAUGUAUCAAGAGCAAUGGAGGUUUCUACUGCUGGGCAGAUAUGAGCAAGCUAAUCGGCUCGUACAGCGAGAAAGCCGAACUUGAGCUCUGGGAAAAGCUGUUGGAUAUAGGUAAAGUUAAUCUUACCCCUGGCUCUAGCUGUAGUUGUGUUGAACCAGGAUGGUUUGGAUUCUGUUUUACAACUUUGAUUGAUAAAGAAAUACCUAUCAUUAUGGACCGAAUUCGAAAAAUUUCCGAAGCAUGUAAAUCUUAUACUUGAACUGUUAUUAUUUUUCGUUCUUAGCUUCCAUAGUUUUCUAUAGUAGAUCUGGAUAUUUCUGAACCUUCCUCAGUUGAUAUCAUGUUGUGGAC